Messenger RNA from Striga hermonthica, 645 nucleotides. Lineage: Eukaryota; Viridiplantae; Streptophyta; Magnoliopsida; Lamiales; Orobanchaceae. The record is from the annotation of a GenBank genome assembly.
AUGACGAAUGGGCCGAAGAGUGGGCCGGAGGUGAGCAUUCAGCUGCCGGAAACAAAGAUGGACUUCGACAGCGGCCCGGUAUCGGUGACCCUGCAGCGGCCGGAAAGCCAGAGGAGUGUGCUGGCCCACCGGAAAGCUGACCUCAUUCACUGCAUGGUGCGGCUGAUAUGCGUCUUGACGAGCAUUACGGCGAUUUCGGUGAUGACGUCAGCAAAGCAAGCCGGCACCCUCGAUCUCUACGGCUUCAGCAUACCUUUGUUCUCCAAGUGGUCAUUUUCCGACUCUUUCGAGUACCUCGUCGGAAUGUCAGCAGCCGUGGCAGUUUAUUCGUUGGUUCAGUCGAUAAUCAACGCGUUUAAAAUUUUACGAAAGUCUCCGAUUAUCGCUUCUAGAAAUCAUGCAUGGCUUAUUUUUGUUGCAGAUCAGAUAUUUGGAUACGCGAUGAUGAGUGCCGGAUCAGCUGCAUCAGGCGUCACGAACCUGAACAGAACAGGCAUUCAUCAUUCGGCUCUUCCGAAUUUUUGCAAGCCUUUGCGCGUUUUCUGCGAUCGUGUGGCUGUCUCUAUAGCCUUCGCCUUCUUCAGCUGCUUCUUGCUUGCAGUAUCAGUGGUUCUGGAUGUAAUUUGGCUGUCCAUGUAUUAUUAA